AUGAGUGAGAAUUACACCUACUCCUACAGCAGGAGAAGCGGCAAGCAUGAGAAGGAGUACGACGAACGCCGACCUCGCAGUUCCCAUGUCUACAAUGGCCACCUACCACCUUCACCCCCCUCGUCUGACGCAUCCUUUGCGCCUUCUGGCAGCGACGGUGAGCGUGCCCACAAGCGACGAUCCGGUGUCUACAUCAACGGCGAGAAGGUUCCAGAUGUAACCCGCAAACCUUCUCGUCGUGAGAGGCGCAACAGCAACCAUGUUGUCAUUGUCGAACCUCCUGCCUCACCACGCUCGCCACGCACACCACCACGUUUCGACACACCAGUGGGGAGCCCUUCGCGCUCGCCUGCGUAUAUUCACCAGUCUCGCAUGCCCCAGUAUGCACCGCCUGUCCGCCCGGAAGUACGAGUCGAGGUCACCGAUCACCGCACCGGUCGCGAUAACCACUACUACAGACAUGUGCCUACUCCGGCACGAUCCCGCCGCGACUCCUAUUCUUAUGGCAGCAGCGGCGGGAGCAGCGCCUCUGACGAAGCCAUUCGUGUUCAGAAACUCGAACGCGAACUGAGGAAGGCUCAGGAGAAGAAGAAGGCGAAAGAGGCUGCAGAGGCCGCGGAGGCAGCUGCGCGCCGACAAAGGAUCCAAUCUGAAAUUGAAAAACAGAACGCGCACAUUGCGAAUCGCAGCCCUCCAUCAACCAAGCCCCAGAAGUACCGACGCGGAUCAGUUGCCAUACGGCCUGAAGAGAAUCUUGCGAAGGCAUUCCAGAAGGUUCAUAUCCGCGAGAGCGAAGUACAUGAAACCGAGGAGGAACGCUGGCGCCGCAAAAUGCGCGCAGAAGAGGCACGUAGGCAAAAGGAAGACGAAGCCCAGCUACAGCGUUUGAAGGAUCGCAUGACCCCUCAAAGGAGCAACACCACUGGGCGGUCGAGCACAAGGAGACCGCCGACAGUAGAAUAUGAGUAUAGAAUAUGA
Molecule: messenger RNA, 978 nt
Organism: Neoarthrinium moseri
Lineage: Eukaryota; Fungi; Ascomycota; Sordariomycetes; Amphisphaeriales; Apiosporaceae
Exons: 1
Coding region: 1-978 (325 amino acids)
Source: RefSeq, a predicted model, not a curated record